Molecule: messenger RNA, 1452 nt
Organism: Medioppia subpectinata
Lineage: Eukaryota; Metazoa; Arthropoda; Arachnida; Sarcoptiformes; Oppiidae
Source: the annotation of a GenBank genome assembly
UAUAACGCCAACCAAAUUACUAUAAGAUUAGGCGAACACCAUCUCUAUAGAGACGAUGACUUCUCUAAACCCAUUGAAAUGAAAGUAUUGGAUGUGAAACAACACUCAAAGUUUCAAAGACACGGAUUCUUCAAUGAUAUCGGUUUGAUUCGACUCAAAGACAAAGUUGUCUAUUCCUCAGCUGUUAGUCCCAUAUGUUUGCCAAAUGCUAUCGAGAGAUCUAAAGAUUUAGUCGGAUAUAUGGCAACUGUGAUCGGUUGGGGAACAGUGCAAUAUGGAGGUCCGGGAAGCGGUGUUUUACAACAGGUGUCGAUACCUAUUUGGGACAACAAUGAAUGUGAUAAAAGAUAUUUCCAACCAAUUAAUAAAAACUUUUUGUGUGCCGGUUAUGUGGAGGGAGGCAAAGAUGCCUGUCAGGGAGACAGCGGUAGUCCACUCAUGGUAUCAGAUUUAAAUAGGAAAUGGACAUUAUAUGGCGUUGUAUUCAUUCUUGAAGACAUUGUCUCUUGCCGUAAACCCUAUGAACAAUAUGCAAAUCUCGUGUUUCAGAAACAGAAAACUUGUCAAUUCUUUAAGAAUGGAUAUGUAUAUCGAGGCCCCUUGCCCAUUAGGAUCCCAAUCCCUAUCGAACCGGUAAUCCCUUUAAAUAUCGACCAUAAGGUAGUGAUAGAAGCGGCAAAAGAAAGUCAAAAGAUAAUCAAAGAGCAAUUGACUAUUGAGAAAGAAUUAAUCCGAGCGGGAUUUUUCCAGCGAAACAAUACGAUGGAGAGCUUUCAUCAGGCAUUCUUCGGACCCGACGACCCAGAGAUUCAGAAAUUGUCACUAGAUGGUUUGGUCGCUUUGGAAACUACACUACAACUCGCUAAAAGAUAUCAAUUAACUCCAUUGCAAGCGAGAGAUGGUUUGCAUAAGUUUAGUCUCUUAGACACCCCUCUGGAACGCCACUGUCCGGAGACACCCAUAUGUGACCGACAGUCCAAAUAUCGCACAGCAGACGGCAAUUGCAAUAAUCUUGAUUAUCCUCUUUGGGGGAAAUCUUUGACACAAUUUAAUCGUUUGGUUCCGCCUUCUUAUGCCGAUGGACUCAAUGAUCUGCGGGUAUCGGUUGACGGCGGGGAACUGCCGUCGGCCAGAGAGGUCUCCUGUAAGUUGGCCUUAGAUUUUGAUAUUCCCGACCGAAAGUUUUCACUACUGGUCAUGCAAUGGGGACAGAUUAUAGAUCACGACUUGACUCUCACCGCUUCGACACGAGCGACGACGGGAGAGGGUUUGCAUUGUUGUAAUGAAGAGGCGCGAAGGGCCACAAAGAUCAGACACCCGGCCUGUAAACCCAUUAUUAUUCCACGAGACGAUCCAUUCUAUGCACAACACAACCACUUUUGCAAUAACUUUGUCCGAAACGCCGCCGGACCUAAAUAUGACUGCAAUUUAGGUAAAAUGGCAUACAUUUAA